AUGCCACCAAACACUCCCGGCCAUGCGAUUGUUUACGGCGCAUCAGGUUUAAUUGGCUGGGCGCUAAUAAACCAGCUCUUAAGUCCGUACCCUGUCGCUGAUACAUUCAAAAAGGUCACAGCUGUCACGAAUAGACCACUCGAUCUCUCUGAGACAUACUGGCCAGAGGCAGACUCUCACCGGCCCCGGCUGCAGUUGGCCUCGGGCGUUGAUCUUCGCAGCUGGGAUCGGGAUAGACUGGUGGAGUGGUUGAGGCAGGUUGUUGAGGAUAGUCAGGGCGUGACUCAUGUCUAUUACUUGGUCUUCACCGCUAUGGACGACGACCUGGAAGAAGUCGCUACCAACCGACGGAUGCUGCAGAAUGUCAUUGAUGCUCAUAACCUAAUCAGUCCCAAAUUACAGUUCGUCUCCUUUGUGGGUGGGACACGGGGAUACGGCAUCUAUUCCCCCGGCGGGACAUUCAUCCCACCGCUACACGAAGAAUUGGUUAACAACCUCCCUCCAGACUACGCCAAGACUGUCGUUUAUCCCGCAUAUCGCGAGAUACUCAGUACAUCCAGCCAGGGAAGGAAUUGGACUUGGUGUGAAGUUGGUUUCACCCCCAAUGGAUCGCAAUUCAGUCUGGCAUUGCACUGGGCGCAAUACUUAUCCCUAUAUGCCUACAAUAAUGGCAUCGGACCACAUACUCAGGGAAGCGCCAAGCCAGCUGUAGAGGUCCCGUUCCCCGGAUCCAUAGCAGGCGCUACGUCGUUAUUUACUCCCGUAUCCAGUAACCGACUUGCACGGUUCAUGAUAUUUGCAUCCUUACAUCCAGAGACGUGCGGGGGUGGUCGGCUGUUCAAUGUCGCUGACCAGCCGACACCUUGUACGUACGGAUCACUGUGGCCUCGGCUGGCAGAAUGGUUUGGUCUCGUGGGCGUGCCGCCUGUUGACCCUGCUCCAGAAGGCGAGCAUAAUAAGCUAAAAGUUGGGGAAGUCCCUGAGCGGGCUUCAACGCUCGCGCCUGGAGAGUAUAUAACUAAAUAUCGGGAAAUCUUUACCCGUUAUGGAUGUCCGAAAGCUGUUACUGGCGGGGUCGGAGUGGGGUAUCGUCAGUUGGAUAGUGUCGGGUAUUGGUUAACUUUUGAUCGGCAGUUGAGUCUGGAAAAGCUUCAGGAGACUGGCUUUGAGGGGAAUCAGGAUCCGGUAGAGGGCUGGUUGGAGAGUUUUGCGAUGUUUCGCAGGGCGGGGUUGAUUCUGUGA
Molecule: messenger RNA, 1242 nt
Organism: Aspergillus niger
Lineage: Eukaryota; Fungi; Ascomycota; Eurotiomycetes; Eurotiales; Aspergillaceae
Exons: 4
Coding region: 1-1242 (413 amino acids)
Source: RefSeq, a predicted model, not a curated record